AUGAUAGUCCCCGAAGACAUAUGUAUCCCACCAACUAGUGAUAUGCCUCACCAGGCGAGUCCAUUCCUCCUAGGGAAACACCAUACUCCGGAUCCCUGCGAUGAUGGGAGAGGCUACUGCUGGGUGAGUGUGAUUCUUCUCCCAGACAUGAGAAAUGGCACACACAGUGAUGAAGAUAUAAUGAGCUUUGUAAUUCGGAAGUGCAAUGCUGGCCAAACCGCCAUGACCCGUCAACCACUACAUGGGUCGGGAGACCACUGUAUCUCUCUGCCGGUCAAGUGGGAUACACCUCGACAAACCAUGCGCGCUGUUCGGGACCAGGCUGCGACUAUUGCAACAUGGUGGCUGGAACAAAUUCGCGAAGAGAGGAUAGUCAUCGAUCAGAAGAUGAUUUUUGAGAACCGGAAUAGGACAGCGUUCAAAGUCAUCUCGAAUGCAUUGCCUGCCGAGUGGGGCAAACCGGAGUAUUCAGGUUAA
Molecule: messenger RNA, 477 nt
Organism: Penicillium bovifimosum
Lineage: Eukaryota; Fungi; Ascomycota; Eurotiomycetes; Eurotiales; Aspergillaceae
Exons: 1
Coding region: 1-477 (158 amino acids)
Source: RefSeq, a predicted model, not a curated record